GAGCUCCUACCGCCCUUCGCUCCCUCGCCGACAUCAUGCUCCAGUUCCUGCUUGGAUUUACUUUUGGCAACCUGGUUGGAAUGUAUCUGGCUCAGAAUUAUGACAUACCAAACCUGGCUAAAAAACUUGAAGACAUUAAAAAGGACUUGGAUGCCAAGAAGAAACCCCCUAGUCCAUGAUGUCAACUCCAGCACUGCCUCCAGGACCCUCGUAGACUGAGUCUGCUCUUCUUGAGGUCCUUCUUUACCAUCCAAACC
This is a messenger RNA of Hipposideros armiger (great roundleaf bat), 257 nucleotides long. RefSeq lists its product as uncharacterized. Lineage: Eukaryota; Metazoa; Chordata; Mammalia; Chiroptera; Hipposideridae. Bases 36 to 179 code for a protein of 47 amino acids. The record is from RefSeq and is a predicted model, not a curated record. The transcript has a single exon. Gene Ontology annotation, cellular component: respiratory chain complex.